AAUUAUCACAAGCAUCGCAAAACCCCAGCUGCCCUAGAAUGAUAUCCUCUAUGUUGGUAUCUUACAACAAGUUCAGCGCCGGUCCGCCCACCAACCAGAUUGACUUUUUGUUCGCCUAGAUAUAAAGAAAUUGGCCGAUCUUUCGGAAUUCGACGCGAGUUCUUUCGAAACCGUUGGAUAUAUUUACUCCGGUACCGUGUAACUCCAUUCGUGUUCUUCGUCGCCAUAUUGUCUAGCCUCGAUCCAGUUUUUCAUCUUCGAUGCAAGUUCUCCGGCUUCCUCUUCGGGGCGUAGUCCACAAUCAACCAUAUCUCCUUUCCAGCAGAUAUUUCUAAUAGGGCUAACUAUUGCGGCAGUUCCUGCUCCGAACGCUUCUAAUAAUCUCCCUUCCUGUGCGGCCUCAGAUAAUUCCUUCAUGGUGUAUUUUCGUUCAAGCACCUUCCAUCCUUCCGGUACCAGCUUUUCUCUGGCGAGAGAAAGGACACAGUCGCGUGUUACGCCCUCGAGGAUAGUGCCGUCAAGAGGAGCGGUGAUCAGUUCCUUUUGUCCAGUCUCCUUGUUCUUGAUCGCAGCAAACAUGUUCAUGGUACCAACCUCGGUCACGAAUUCCUCCUCACCAAAGAGCCAAAGAUUUUGGUGGAAUCCACGCUUGGCAGCCUCGAGUUGUGGGACGAUACAUGGAGCAUAAUUGGCACCAAGCUUUUUAUCACCAACUCCUCCUGGCCAUGCUCGGACGGCAUAGUUUGUGGCUUCGAGCGAAAUGGCUUUGAAUCCGGUAGGAUAGUAUGGCCCAACAGGUGAGGCGAUAACAUAGAGGAGCGCAGAGCCAGGCGGUCCAACGCCAAGUGUCUUUUGUGUUCCGAUCAUUGUUGGUCUGAGGUACAACGAGUACCCUUUGGUCGAGGGGAUAAAUCGUUCUUCCAUUUGCGAGAAUUGAGAGAUGAGCUUAAUCAUAGCGGCUUGGUCGAAUGUGGGCAGAGCAAUUCUCGCGGAAGACUUGUUCAUACGUUCCAUGUUCUUGGUUGGUCGGAAGAGUCGCACUUUGCCAUUGCUAUCCUUGUAUGCCUUCAUCCCCUCAAAACAUUCGAAUGCAUAGUGGAAGACGCAACUGGCGGGGUCGAGAGAGAGGUUUUGGUAGGGAGUGAUUCGAGGAGCCAACCAUCCUUCUGAUGCCGUCCAUUCGAUACUCAGCAUAUGAUCUGUGGCGUUGCGGCAACUGGUUAGCUCUCUGUACGGGAAUGGGAAUGGUUGUGGUGAAGAGUGGGCGCACCUGUAAAUGACCGCCCAAAGACCAAUUCACUCGCUGGAAUUAGCUCUUUAGGUGCUUUGGUCUUGGUGAUGGUCAAUUUCGAGGGAUCGAUAUCCUGAAUCUUGGCCGUAGAAGCUGCGUUGGCGUGGAUGCUGUAUGACCGUGAGGGUUCCUGCCAUGCUGCCAGAAGUCUUGAGAUUGGUUGCUUCGCGAGCGAGCGUUGCGGUCGAAAUUGACGGAGCAUCUUGACGAUUGUACCCGCAAAAGUCGAGGAAGAGGCGAAGAGCCAAAGAGGAUCCAAUUGAAGGGUUUGCGGUGUCAAUUGGAUCUCUGAUAUGGAGAAAUGUAUGACUCAAAGGGCGCAAUGCGCAUUGCACGUAUCGUAGGGCAUAUGGGUACUGAUUCACGUAUGGAGGUACGAGUACUGAUAUAUUUUGUGUACCUGGCUGCCGACAUCGGCCCGCCUUUGAACGUCACACUAGGUCACACCACCUGGACUGGGCAGUGGAGGUCAGGUACGCGCAGGAAGUCUCUUUUUGGGUGGACGAGGCUGAUCUUUCGAGGCUGUGGCGGCCAGUUUGUACGUAUUCUCAGCGCCAACCAAUCAGUUCAUUACCAUCAUCUUUGGGACACCUUUGGAGAAUCCUCCUGUCCAACCCCAAACCAACAACCCCUUUCUUCUCUACCUCGCCAACCCCAUCGCAUGACCGUGCAAAGACCCGUAUCGAGUUCCCAUGCCACAAGAGACAUUGCGACCCACGAGGAGGCAGAUUGAGAGGUGGCCAAAAUGUUCAGCUCAGCGCUGAAGUCGUUUACUUCUAAUAUCAAUUCCAACUACAGCAUCUCCUCCAAUCCUACAUCUACAGCUGGUCCCUGGAAGAUAUUCGAUGCAAAGAAAAAAUCCACUGGGAAGGCGGUUUCAGUCUUUGUGCUGGAUCGCAAGUCUUUAGACUCAAAUUCUGGCUCAUUGGGACGGUCCGGUUCAGCCUCAAUAAAGAAAUCCGUUGAAGAGGUCGUGGAACGGCUGAAAAAGGAAGCUUCUUCCCUCGCGAGAUUGCGCCAUCCCAAUAUUUUGGAACUGGUCGAGCCUGUGGAAGAGACAAGAAAUGGAGGUUUGCAGUACGCAACAGAACCAGUGACGGCCUCCCUGUCAGGCUUGCUUCUGGAAAAAGACGAACAAGAGAGAGGAGCCGGUUCGCGAUCAAGUCGAUAUGUGACCGAAGACUCAGAAGGAGGUCGACGACGGCGAGAGCUGGAGCUUGAUGAAUUGGAAAUACAAAAAGGGCUACUACAAGUCAGCAAGGCUUUAGAAUUUCUUCAUGAUAAUGCAGGCCUGGUACAUGGAAAUUUGACGCCUGAUGCAGUCUUUGUGAAUGCUAAGGUUGGAAUCCCCAGAAAAGACACUAUCUGGAAGUUGGCUGAUGAAUUGUAGUCGGAUUGGAAGAUUAGUGGUCUUGCCUUCUCAAGUCCUCCUGACAACUCGACAAAACCCACCUCUGUGCAACCCAUAAAUCUUUCAGAGGCCUUGAAUGCUGACCCACAUCUUCCCCGCUCUGUACAAAUGAACCUCGAUUAUUGCUCUCCAGAUUUUGUUCUAGAUUCGAACAUGAACGUUGCAGCAGACAUGUUUUCUAUGGGACUACUGAUCAUUGCCCUUUACAACUCUCCCCACACCUCUCCUAUGAAAACGAAUUCCAGCAUAUCAACAUAUCGAAAGCUUUUUACAUCUCAAUCCACGAUUCCAACGUCCAGCAAUAACUUUCUUUCGUCCCGUCCCGUCCCUAAAGACCUGACUUCUUCGGUAUUACCACGCCUUAUAACCAGGCGUCCAGCACAACGAAUGACAGCGAAGGAAUUCCAAGAAAGUGCUUAUUUUGACAAUAUUUUAAUGUCAACCAUUCGGUUUUUAGAUGCCCUCCCAGCUAAGACUCCUACGGAAAAGGCGCAAUUUAUGCGUGGUCUUUCGAGAGUGCUACCUUCAUUCCCAAAGUCUGUACUUGAUAAAAAGCUUCUUCCGGCGUUGUUAGAAGAAAUGAAAGACAGGGAACUGCUGUCUCUUAUAUUACAAAAUAUUUUCAAGAUCAUUGAACUGUUGCCAUCUGGACGUCGACCUUUUACUGAGAAAAUUAUGCCGAGGUUGAAAGAGAUAUUUAUAUCGCCAAAUGCUACCCCCAAGGCACCGACUGAGCGUGAUCCGGCGAAGGAGGCUGGCUUGAUGGUAUUGCUAGAUCAUAUCAAUGACAUAUCUGGGAAUUGCUCCGCCAAGGAAUUCAAAGACAGUAAGUUGCUCACGCCCUAGGAAUUUACGUUUGCUCACUUCUUAGACAUUCUUCCUAUUAUACACUUGGCAAUCGAGUCACCUACCCAUACCAUCGUUGACGCUGCAUUGAGAAGUCUACCAGUCGUGUUACCAGUUCUUGAUUUCUCGACAAUCAAGAAUGACCUUUUCCCUGUAAUUGCCUCUGUUUUUACCAAGACAAGCAGUUUAGGUAUCAAGGUCCGUGGAUUAGAAGCAUUCGUUAUUCUCUGCGGAGGCUCGAAUGAUCCCGCAGCUAGUAAUGAUGGUUUGGAUGGCAUCAUGAAUUCCAGCGCCAGUAAGAAAAGUUCAUCUACAGCAUUGGACAAAUAUACAAUGCAGGAGAAAAUUGUACCGCUCAUCCGAGCCAUCAAAACAAAAGAACCAGCUGUAGCGAUGGCAUCACUCAAUGUUCUUCGACAGGUAGGAGGUGUUGCAGACGCAGAAUUUGUGGCCAUGGACAUACUUCCUAUCCUGUGGACCAUGAGUUUGGGACCUUUACUUGAUCUAAAGCAGUUUCAAGCGUUUAUUGAACUCAUUAAGAGUCUCUCAACGAGAGUUGAAACCGAACAGACAAAGAAGCUACAGGAACUUGCAGGCACAAACGGAAAUGUCCAGCGAAGUGACGAUUUCAUGUCAUUCGGUGCACCGAACGCAUUUCCCUCUAGUAACGGUGCCUCCGACGGCGGUGAGAUCGACUUCGAACGUCUUGUCAAGGGGAAUAAUGCAACGAUCGGGUCACCAAAUCCAUUAGAUUCGGGUUGGGAAAAUGGUCCACUAAGCGCAUCUGCCACAACCCAACCACCAGUACAAUCCAAAGCAGCGGCAUUUUCUUGGUCAACUCCCAGUCCAACGACCACCACAUCUUUCUCUGGAAACAACAUGGGCAGUCUUCAACGACCCCCCGGCCCUACUUCAAGAACUGUCAUACCGGAUCUAUCACGCUUUGAUUCUCUCACACCCACUUCGACUCAAUUUUCUCAGCCUCUCCAACCCCAGAACAGUUUCAGCACGCCCUUACAGCCCACGACGAGUAAUUACAGUCACUUUGUAAAUCCUCAACCUGCCAGUACCUUCCAAGCUGCACCAACUACUGUGAAUUGGGAAGCCGCGGCAUCUAAUCCUUGGGCCAGCAAUACCGCCACCAAGGCAAGCAAUAUGGGCUCAUCUAUAGGAAACCUAGGAAGCUCCAUGUCAAACAUGUCUAUGAAUCAACAGAGACCAACCUUGAGUUCUCCGUCUUCUUUCUCAUUGCCACCACCUCCAGGGAAUACUCUCUACGGUAUGCAGCAGAGUAAAACCUCCUCAUUUCCACCGCCACCAACCUUCAGUGCACCUCGGCACUCGAAUUUAGCUAAGCCCAACCCGCAAAAGUCUGGACUAGAUGUAUACGAAAGUUUGAUAUGAAUACAUGAACAUGUAUGGGAAGGAAAAUAGAGGUGUUAUGGCGCUUUUGGUGUUCAUUUGUGGGAACUGGGUUUCAGGGACUGGAUUUCAAAGUACUGAUGAGACGAGUUGUUGAAUGCGAAUACCAAAGAUUACUCUUCCUUGUUGGCCCUGUUUACGUACGUUU
This is a messenger RNA of Hymenoscyphus albidus, 5118 nucleotides long. The record is from the annotation of a GenBank genome assembly. Lineage: Eukaryota; Fungi; Ascomycota; Leotiomycetes; Helotiales; Helotiaceae.